AUGUUGUCUGCAGCUAGAUUGCAAAUUGUCCAGGGGUCAGUUAGAAGGUUAACUGUUUCCGCCAGGGACGCACCCACUAAAGUGUCUACAUUGGCUGUCAAGGUCCAUGGGGGGUCUCGUUAUGCAAACAAAGACGGUGUGGCCCAUCUCUUAAAUAGGUUCAAUUUCCAAAACACGAACACGAGAUCAGCUUUGAAAUUGGUCAGAGAAUCCGAAUUAUUAGGGGGAACUUUUAAGUCUACUUUGGAUAGGGAAUAUAUCACUUUGAAAGCUACCUUUUUGAAAGAUGACCUUCCCUACUAUGUCAAUGCCCUAGCAGAUGUACUAUAUAAGACUGCCUUUAAACCUCACGAGCUAACUGAAUCUGUUUUGCCUGCUGCCAGAUACGAUUAUGCAGUUGCUGAACAAUGCCCGGUAAAGAACGCCGAAGAACAGUUGUAUGCCAUUACUUUCAGAAGGGGCUUAGGGAACCCAUUGUUGUAUGACGGCGUGGAAAGAGUCAGUUUGCAAGAUAUCAAGGAUUUUGCGGACAAAGUCUACACCAAGGAGAACCUUGAAGUCAGCGGUGAAAAUAUCGUUGAAGCCGAUUUGAAAAGAUUUGUUGACGAUUCAUUGUUAAGCACUUUACCCGCUGGUAAGUCAUUGGUGAGUAAAUCUGAACCAAAAUCCUUUUUAGGUGAAGAAAAUAGAGUAAGAUUUAUUGGUGACUCCGUCGCCGCUAUUGGUAUCCCCGUAAACAAGGCUUCCCUAGCUCAAUACGAAGUCCUGGCCAACUACUUGACCUCUGCGCUAUCCGACCUUUCCGGUUUAGUCAGCUCAGCUAAGCUUGAUAAAUUCACUGACGGCGGCCUGUUCACUCUGUUUGUCAGAGAUCAAGACAGCGCCGUGGUAUCUGCCAACAUCAAGAAAAUAGUUUCUGAUUUGAAAAAGGGCAAGGACUUAUCUCCUGCUAUAAAUUACACAAAAUUGAAGAAUGCCGUCCAAAACGAAACUCUUUCCAGCCCAAUUGACCUAAAAUUCGACGGGGUGAAGGACUUCAAGUUGGGCAAAUUUAACUACGUAGCCGUUGGUGACGUUUCCCACUUGCCAUAUUUGGACGAAUUGUAA
Saccharomyces paradoxus is the source of this 1107-nucleotide messenger RNA. RefSeq names its product ubiquinol--cytochrome-c reductase subunit 2 (gene QCR2). NCBI's taxonomy places the organism in Eukaryota, Fungi, Ascomycota, Saccharomycetes, Saccharomycetales, Saccharomycetaceae. Gene Ontology annotation, molecular function: metalloendopeptidase activity; metal ion binding. The transcript has a single exon. Gene Ontology annotation, cellular component: mitochondrion. The record is from RefSeq and is a predicted model, not a curated record. Bases 1 to 1107 code for a protein of 368 amino acids.